AUAAGUGGGAGGAGCGCGUCCGCCCACAAAAGCCACAGCUUUCUCUCUGUAUCUUUGCUAAAUCAAUUCUCCAAGAAAUAAAGAAUUCACACCAAAUACAGAUCCGGGUAGCGGUUAUUUUUGCAUGAAGAACGGCGACAAGGUGCACUCCGGGCGGCGAGAGGAAACCCUCGCGACGAGGAGAGGAGCCGAGAGGGUGUUGGCCUGGUGCUUAAAUGGCAGUGGGUGGGCCUCUGCCAUCACACAACGCCAACUUCGCCUUGGACAUAAUUCUCCCAAAGCCUCAUUUAUUAGUUUCUGGACCAUUCAUGCGUUCUCCGAGAAGAGGAAUAUUCGCUGGGCUGUGAAGGGGGUAGGGGAGCGAGGACGGGACUUUUCUCCGUUAUUCGCCGUUACACCGUCUUCCUUGGUACCGCCCUUCCUGGCGGGUGGGUGGUUUCGUCAAACGGGAAGAUACGCCACAACCCAGCGCCAACCAUUCGCGGAAGAAAUAGAGGCCGUCCUCCGUUUCUGCCGCCUGCCUCCGUCACUAUCCCCGUCCGGCCUUCUGUCUUGAAGUACACCUCUCCCUCGGUAUAUUAAUGCGUUAUGAGCGACUUGAAGAAGGAAACAUCGGGAACAGACGGAGUGAAAGCAUCUAAAAAGGGCAAAAGUUCUGGAUCCCAGGAGUCUUCGCAGCCCUCUCCGCUGGCUCUGCUCGCGGCCACCUGCAGUAAGAUCGGAGGCCAGGGGGGAGUGGAGGGCGCCCAGCAGCAGGUCCAGCCGGUCCAGCAACAGAUCCCCCUGCAGUCGGCCCAGCUCCAAGGGGGACAGUUUGUGUUGGACGCGUCCGGGGCCCAGGCCCUGCUGCCCCAGCAGCUGGAGCUGGUGCCCGCCCAGUUCACGGGCAACGGCUGGCAGAUCAUCACCACUGCGCCCGCCAUGGCCAAGGAGAACGCCCACCAGCCGGUUGCGGUUACGCUGGCCACCACCAUGCCGUGCGAGAGCUCUCCCGGCGGGCGCAAGAUGAAGGCGAUAGGCGGGACUAACAGCGUGGCAGCCAAUCAGCAGCAACAAUUCCAAAUCAUCCAAGUCCAGAACAUGCCCAGCGCAGGGGGCGGCGUCCAGUACCAGGUCAUCCCCCAACUGCAGACCGCCGACGGCCAGCAGAUCCACAUCAGCCCCGCGCAGACGGCCUCCAUCACCGGACUCCCGGAGCAGAUGCAGCUCAUCCAGACGCAGAGCCAGGGCCAGACCAUCCUGCAGCCGGCCAACCAGCAGACCAUCCUCACCAGCUCAGCCAACCAGGGGGUCCCGCUGCAGAUACGGCCCGCCCAGUCCUUCCCCAUCCAGCUGCAGGCCCUGUCGGGUUCCCAGGCUCCGAUGAUGACAGUACCCAUCAACCUCGGGGGCAUGACCCUAGCGUUGCCUGUUAUUAACAAUGUGGGAGCGGGCGGGGCCGUGCAGCUCAUUCAAUCCGCAGACGGAACUUUUUCGUUCGCCAAUGGCAACCAGCUAGUCACCACGACAACUGUAUCCGGGACAGGUACAACCGGUACCAUAACAACGGUUGCCGGCAGUGAUGGGAUGUCAGACGGGGGCCAGGUGGUGUGCGCCGGGUUGGACGGUGGAGGAGCAGAAGCACAGGGUCAGAACAGCGACAUGGACUCUCCGAGCCUGGCCAACGGGCUGCAGAACCAACCCGACAUGAGCGGCACCAUCCAGCAGGUGAUCCUGGGCCAGAUGGGCCACCAGGUGCUGCAGCAGAUCCAGCUGCAGCCCCAGGGCCAGGCCUCCGGCCAGCAGCCCCAGCACAUCCAGACUCUGCAGCUGGCCCCCGGGCAGACCCUCCAGCCCAUCCAGGCCUUCCAGAACCCGGCCCAGGUGCUCAUCCGGGCCCCCACCAUGGCGUCCAACGGACAGAUCACGUGGCAGACCCUGCAGCUCCCCGGGGGGAUGUCCCUGCAGGGGGGCCUGGGGGCCACGUUGCAGCAGCAGCUGACACUUGCCCCUGUGGGGGGCGGGGCUGGCCUGGGGGGCGGAGGGCUGGUGUCCUUGGGCGGGGGUCCUCUCACGCUUAGCGCGGCCCAGAUCAACCCAGGGUCCGGGGUGCAGACGGUCAGCAUCGCCGGGCUGGGCGGCGCGGGGGUCCAGAUGCAGGGUGUGCCCCUCACCAUCACCAGCCUGCAGGGUCAACCCCAGGGUCAAGAGGGGGUCAAAGUUCAGUCGCCGCCGGUGACGGUCACCUUGGGCAACGUGGCAUCUGGCUCCUCCAUGAGUCCAGACCAGCUGGUCCAGAACUCGUCGGACCAGGAGGGCCCGCCGAGCAAGAGGCUGCGACGCGUCGCCUGCUCCUGUCCCAACUGCCGCGAUGGCGAGGGGAGGAACAGCGGGGACCCCUCCAAAAAGAAGCAGCACGUGUGCCAUAUGGAGGGCUGUGGGAAGGUGUACGGCAAGACGUCCCACCUGCGGGCCCACCUGCGCUGGCACACCGGCGAGCGGCCCUUCGUCUGCAACUGGAUCUUCUGCGGGAAGCGCUUCACCCGAAGCGACGAGCUGCAGCGGCACCGCAGGACACAUACGGGCGAGAAGCGCUUCGAGUGCCCCGAGUGCUCCAAGCGCUUCAUGCGCAGUGACCACCUGUCCAAGCACAUCAAGACCCACCAGAACAAGAAAGCGGGCGCGUCGGUGGCCAUCAUCACCACCGAGGACAUGGAGGAGGAGGACGAGGAGGCCGGCGGUGGCGAGGGCCCUGGCAGCCCGCCGCGCAUCGUCACCGUGGCAACGCUUACUCAGGACUCGGACCCGGCAACGCCCAGUGCAUCCAAUCACCAGGCAGAAGACGAGGAGGAGGAAGAGGAGGAAUUUGAAUAGACAUGAAGGCCCGCCCAGCCUGCCCAGAGGUCUGUGUGUUGUCGCUUGUGGUCCCGUGAGUCAGCCCAGAGGGGUUUUGCAAAAAAUUUGUAUAUUUUUACUGAAAAAUACUCAAAAAGAGACAAAGAACGUGAAUGAUGAAAAAAAAAAAAAAAAAAAAAAGACCCCAUAACAAUAAUAAUAGCAACUAAACUAAAUCUAGCGAGUAUAAUGGAAUGAGAUUGAGUUUGAGAUUUGUGAAGUAAUGAAUUGCAUAAGACUUCAUUAUAUGGUGGAGCAAUGGGUAUAACCCAAAACUAGCACAACCCAAAAUGGAGACCCCCCCCCCCCCCCCCCAGAUUCUACGUGACACCAAUAUGAAAAGACAUCAUUUUUUGUUUGAUUUUUACGAUGAACAGAAUCUAUCUCUAUGCACACUGUGGGGUCUCUGCUUGGUACCAUUUGGACUUAAACGAGGGUCAAUCAGUCUUGGGACGUCCUGUGUGCACUUCCCAUAUGCAAAAGGUCUGUAGAAUAUAUACAAGUUCUAAAAAUAUAUAGAUAUAUAUCUAUAUAUAGAUAUGGGUAUGUGUGUGUGUGGUAGAGAUAUUAAUUGAUUUUUGUUAUUUUAUUUAAAUUUUAUUUCCAUUGGACAUUUCAAUUUCCGAUUGUAUGCAGUUUUCAUUGAGUUCAUUAUUCUCAUUAAUAAUGACUGUUUUAGUUGUUCAGUAGGAUUUUAACUUACAAUGUUCUAACAAUGUUCUUUCUUACAAAGAAAUGUACAUACCUUUUGCACAUGGGAUGUCAGAAAAAUGUCAGAGAGUGGAUGGACGUGUGUGUUAAGUGUGUGUUUUCCAAGUCCCGUGCAGUCAGAGAGGAUCAGACAUAACAUGGGAAAAGGUUUCAGUCACUCUGAGUUUGAUCCUCUGGUUCCGUUCAGGUAUUGAUGUUUCCAUAGAGACCAGUCAACUGAUAAAUUGUUAUUCAAGCAAAGAAAUCAGAAGAGGGCAUAGGUCUAAAAAAAAAAAAAAAUGUCUAGCGAUGAAAAAAGCACAUAUUAAAAGAUAAGAUUUAUAAAAUAAUAAUGCAUUCCUAUGAAGGCCUGCUGCUUGGCCGUUCAAUGAAAAUGUUUCUAUACAGAAGAGAAAAACAAUCUAGCUUUCUACAACUUGGUUUGUGUAGUGAAGGCAAUACUAUUAACGACAAUCCUAACGAAAUUAUGUUUACAUUGCCUAGGGUGGGGGGGUAUGCUUUUUUUUUUUUUUCUGAUUACAGAACAAGUCCACCCACCCAGGCGAACACGCAGUGUGUGACAGCAUUGCUGUCGUUUUGUGUGGGUGGGUUUGGGUUGGGACUUUAAACACCUGAGCCUUUUUUUGGUGGGUUUUGAACAGAGGUAGAAUGUCUAUACAGCUGUACAUUCGCAAAGAGUUUAUGCAAGUGGGUUUUUACGUGAGAGAUGAUAGCUGCAUAGCGUUUGGUAGGUAACGAAUAAUGGUUUCCAUUCCGAUUUCACCUCUGCGAAAAAAAAGGGUUAUUUUAGUGUGUGUGUGUGUGUGUGUGUGUGUUGUUGUGUGUGUGCACGCACGCACACGCUCCCUCUCUGCUUGCACCUUCGGCCACUUGUGUGACUAAAGUACGACAAUGCCUUAACACAAGCUGUAUUACUGCGGAAAGUGGACUUUGAGGUUGUUUGCAAACAUCUAGGGAGACCUUGGUUGUGUGUGUGUGUGUGGUUGUGUGUGUGUGUGUGUGUGCGCGUGUGCAAGACAGCGAACGAUGAUGAAAUGGCACAAUGGUGGUAUGUUAUGUUCAGUAGUCUCCGAGGCUGUCAGACACACAUGUAGCCCCAGCUGAGCAACACUCAGGGUAAGGGAACACACCCACCUGGGGCUUCUACUUGGUGCUGUGGGGUUCUGCCUCUGAAGAGCGAUUGGAGCAGAGGAAGGAGGAGAACCUGGGGAAAGAAAGGCAGAUGGAUGGAGACAUGUCUGGGGGAUGGGGGAGGGGCUUGUUCCUGUUUAGCGACUUGGAUGUUAUGAUGCGUUUUUUCUGGUGAUGUUGCUCCAUGUUAGUUCCGUGCGUGACAAAUUUUUGAUUAAGAUAAUCGUAUUUAUUUAAUUUUAUUUCCUCCCCUUUCAGCACCUCCCCAAAAAAGAAUUAAAAAAACCCAUCUGCUACUUUAUGAACAGAGCCCAGAAUAUGUUUCUUAUUAUUGUUCUUUGGUUGGUAUCUUUGCCUUUUUGCUGGAGUUGUAUUUGUGCUCGUUGGAUCUAAGGUGUGUGUACGGCAUGUUUCAGUUGGUUGUUCAUUUGUUUUGAUUUUUGCGGUAGUGCUGCUUUUCUUUUUUUAAAUAACGACUGACCAUUUAUUCUUCUCUGUGCGUCAUGUGUUUUUUGAGAUAUAAAUAAGAACGCAAAAAAUAUUGUUUAAAAAAAGUAGACGUCUUUUUCGUAAUAUUUAGUGUUGACUUUUGUUUCAUUUAUUUUUUUGUUUGUUUCUAUUUUAUAGUGACAUCUCAUUUGUAAAUCUUUUUCUAAAAUGUUUAUCUCCAUGACAUUUGAUAAUGGUUUUUUGCCAGAUUAGCCUUAAAGGCUUUGGUUUAUUGAUAUUUUUAAAAAUCAGUUUGUACAGAUGUGUUUGUCAAUGAAUAAAAACAGAUACAAGUCAGAAAAUAGAAAAAAAACGUUGCCUGCAUAACACUUGACAAUAAAGUGACUAAAACUGCCCUUUCUGUAUUAU
Molecule: messenger RNA, 5574 nt
Organism: Gadus chalcogrammus (walleye pollock)
Lineage: Eukaryota; Metazoa; Chordata; Actinopteri; Gadiformes; Gadidae
Gene: sp4
Product: sp4 transcription factor
Exons: 7
Coding region: 589-2853 (754 amino acids)
Biological process (GO): regulation of transcription by RNA polymerase II
Molecular function (GO): RNA polymerase II cis-regulatory region sequence-specific DNA binding; DNA-binding transcription factor activity, RNA polymerase II-specific
Source: RefSeq, a predicted model, not a curated record